AUGAAGGUCGCUACCCUCUUUGGUGCUGUCGCCGCCCUUGCAGGCCCUGCCGCUGCCUUCUGGGGCCAAAUGGCUGCUGGCAAUCUUGAAGUCACUGGCGAGGGCCCAGCCUCUCAAACCAUCACCUUGACCGACUACAACACUGGGUCAAAAUACUCUGGCCAGCUUGUCGGCGGCUUUUCCAGCGGUGGGAAAUCAGUCUUCUUCAAUGAGAUUACUCCUGGAGGUUACUACUUCUACGCCAGCCUUUGGAGGACCAGCGAUGGGUGCCACAACAUUGACUUUGAGGGCGCUUUGAGUGCGGGCCACGGGUACUGCUGCGGCUCUCUGCCUUGCGAUCUCGGCGCUUAG
Trichoderma atroviride IMI 206040 is the source of this 351-nucleotide messenger RNA. RefSeq lists its product as uncharacterized. NCBI's taxonomy places the organism in Eukaryota, Fungi, Ascomycota, Sordariomycetes, Hypocreales, Hypocreaceae. The record is from RefSeq and is a predicted model, not a curated record.